Zingiber officinale is the source of this 3060-nucleotide messenger RNA. RefSeq names its product pentatricopeptide repeat-containing protein At1g19720-like. The record is from RefSeq and is a predicted model, not a curated record. The coding region runs from base 63 to 2783 and encodes 906 amino acids. Gene Ontology annotation, molecular function: zinc ion binding; RNA binding; protein binding. The transcript has a single exon. Lineage: Eukaryota; Viridiplantae; Streptophyta; Magnoliopsida; Zingiberales; Zingiberaceae. Gene Ontology annotation, biological process: RNA modification.
GAAGAGGUAGAUAACGCAAGAACGAGUGGCACUGUGUUACAACCGCCGUCUUCUUCCACCUAAUGGAAAAGGCAUUUCUAUGUUGUCGAUGCACAGACCUUGCCGCCAAUCUCUUCGCUGAGCACCCAAAUCAAUCUUCUCUCCGCCUCAAACUACUACCAUCCAUCAAAUCCUCAGCCGCCGCCGCCGCCGCCGCCGCCGGACCUAUCUUUCUCGCCCAAAAAUCCAACCCCAAACCAUCUGCUCGACCACCACCACCACCACCAUCACCUGCAACUCCUAUUACCAAUGGCGACCUCCAAGAAGCCAUCGCUGCGGUGGAACGUGGCAUCCCCAUCGAGUCCCGCACCUACAUCUCCCUCCUCCAGUCCUGCAUCGACUCCGACUCCAUCGGCCUGGGCUGCCGCCUCCACGCUUCCAUCUCCUCCGUGCGGGACCGCGACGUCUUUGUGGACACCAAGCUCGUCAGCAUGUAUGCGAAAUGCGGCAGCUUGGACGACGCCCGACGCGUGUUCGACGGAAUGGGCCAACGUAACCUCUUCGCCUGGUCGGCCAUGAUCGGCGCCUACGUCCGUGAGCAUCGGUGGAGUGAGGUCCUCGACUUGUUCUUCGACAUGAUGCGCGAAGGCGUUGUCGUCCCUGAUGGAUACUUGCUUCCGAGGAUAUUGCAGGCCUGCUCUAACACUGGCAAUUUGGAUGUGGGGAGGCUGCUCCACUCCCUUGCCGUCAAAACGGGACUUUUGAAUUCGUCAGGAGCAUUCUAUUUGAGCAAUACAGUGCUUUCAAUGUAUGCCAAGUGCGGUGAACUGGAGAUGGCCACUAAGUUCUUUGAGGGGAUGGGUAAGCGAGAUAGUGUUUCGUGGAAUUCAAUCAUUACUGGCCAUUGCCAAUGGAGUGAACAUGAAGUUGCUAUGAGGCUAUUUGCUAGGAUGAGAGCCGAAGGGAUUGAACCAAGCCCGAUCACUUGGACCAUAUUGAUAACUGGCUACCAUCAAUCUGGUAAGCCAGAACUUGCCAUGGAACUUAUGGAGCAGAUGAAGCGUUCUGGAACUGUGCCAGAUGUUUUUACUUGGACAAGCAUGAUUUCAGGGCUCACCCAGAAUGGGAGGACAGAUGAAGCCUUGAGUUUCUUUCAUGAGAUGCAAUUUUCAGGAGUGAACCCAAACAGUAUGAGCGUCGCCUGUGCUCUCUUUGCUUGUGCUUCUUUGCAAGCAUUGAACAAAGGAAAGGAACUCCACUCGUAUGCAUUUAAACUUGGAGGCUCACACAGCAUUCUGGUGGGGAAUUCUUUGAUUGAAUUGUAUGCAAAAUGUGAUAGACUUGCGGAUGCUCAAAAGAUUUUUGAUGGGAUGCUGGAGAAAGAUGUUUUCAGUUGGAAUUCAAUGAUUGGAGGUUACACACAAGCUGGUUAUUGUGGUAAAGCUUACGAACUGUUCUCAAGGAUGGAGAGUUUGGGUGUGCCCCGAAAUGUAGUAACUUGGAACAUCAUGAUCUCGGGGUUCAUUCAGAAUGAGGAUGAGGACCAGGCCAUGGAGCUUUUUCACAUGAUGGAAGUAGAUGGCAUUAAAAGAAACACAGCUACAUGGAACACACUCAUUGCUGGUUCAUUGCAGAAUGGUGACACAAAAAAGGCCUUCAGAAUAUUCAAACUGAUGCAGACACUCAUGGUACGCCAUAAUUCGGUCACCUUCCUCAGCAUCCUGCCAGCGUGUACAAAUCUGUUAUCUGAAUUAAACGUAAAAGAAAUCCAUUCUUGUAUAUUACACAGCGAUUUACAAGGUGAUACAGCAAUUGCAAAUGCUCUCAUAGACGCUUACUCAAAGUCUGGAAAUAUAGAAAAUGCUUGGGUAGUAUUCAAUGGUCUCUCAUCAAGGGAUCUCAUCACAUGGAACUCUAUGAUUUCUGCACUUGUUGUAUAUGGAUAUUCUCAUGAAGCUCAAGAUUUGUUUCAACAAAUGAAACAGGAAGGCAUUAAUCCAAAUGAAGCAAUUUUUGUCAGUAUGAUCAAUGCCUAUGCUCUCGAUGAAUUGGUGAAUGAAGGGAAAAGACUCUUCUCUAGCAUGAUGGAGGAGUACAAGUUGUCUCCAGGUUUAGAACAUUACACUGCAAUGACAAAUCUUUUAGGACGUUCUGGUAAGCUUAGAGAAGCUUGUGAGCUUAUCAAGAAUAUGCCUAUUGAGCCAAAUGCUGCUGUCUGGUAUGCACUUCUUACUGCAGCCAGAAUGUAUACUGAUAUCAAGAUGGCAAACCUUGCAGCAAGACAUUUGUUCCGUUUGGAGCCAAGGAACCCUGAAGUUCAAAGGCUUCUAUCACAUGCACAAGAUUUAUAUGAGAAUCCUAGCAUUGCUUCAAAAGUGUGCAAUCUUAAGAAAGCUAUCCAGAUUGGUGAUGCUCAUGGUUGUUGUUGGAUGGAAGUCAAUAACCAAGUGAUGACCUUCUUAAAUGGAGGCCAAAUUUUGCAAACUAAACUAGAUGAAAUCAAUAGCAAAGUAGCACCUAUGAAGGCAGUUACAUCUUUUUUGGAUGACAUUAUACUUGAGUUUGAAGAAGAAAAGGAAGAGAUCAUUGGCACGCAUUCUGAAAAGCUAGCAAUUACUUUUGGCCUUGAUAAUUUGCCUGCUUUUAGGGCCAUUCGGAUCAUUAAAAGUGUACGAAUGUGUUCAGAUUGUCAUAUCACUUCAAAGUUAAUUUCUAAGACAUAUAAGCAUGAAAUAUUGAUCAAGGAUCGAUAUUCUUUUCAUCACUUCAAAGAUGGGAAAUGCUCUUGCAGAGAUUACUGGUGAGCCAAAGAUCAAAAAAAAAAAAAAGGUCCAAGGAACUUGUUGAUUUGGAUUUUCUUUGCCACUGAGAAUCAUUUUUAUUAUUUCAAUGUUAUGGUCCAAUACCACUAUAUUUUCAACCAUCUCAUGUCACUUGGUAUAGGAGUUAUCGAGACUGUUCAUAUCCCUUGUAAGAUAUUGCAACUUUUUUUUUUCUUUCAGAAAGUGCUGUUAGAUCGUGUACAGUGACAUCGAAAGUGUAAAAUUCCCCUGAUAAAUAAACAUAAAAGAAAUUCUCUCA